Messenger RNA from Pieris macdunnoughi, 2352 nucleotides. The record is from the annotation of a GenBank genome assembly. Lineage: Eukaryota; Metazoa; Arthropoda; Insecta; Lepidoptera; Pieridae.
AUGAAACAUUUAAUUCUAGUUGUUGUCGGCGUGCUAUUUCUAACAGGAUGGUCAGCUGGGCAAGAAGAUGGGGUGGGAGGAGUGGGCACUGUGGAGGAGAUGACUGUAGAUGCUGACCUUGGUGCAUCCCGGGAAGCCUCAAGAACCGACGCGGAAGCCGUGACCCGCGAAGAGGAAGCGAUCAGUCCCGACGGGCUGAGCGUGGCGCAGCAGCGCGAAGUGCGCGAGCGAGCCCAAAAGUUCACGUUCCAGACAGAGGUGAACCGCAUGAUGAAGCUCAUCAUCAACUCGCUGUACCGCAACAAGGAGAUCUUCCUGCGGGAGCUCAUAUCGAACGGUUCCGACGCGUUGGACAAGAUUCGGCUGCUGUCGCUGACCAACCGCGACGUGCUCGACGCCACGUCGGACCUCAGCAUACGUAUCAAGGCGGACCCGGAGCGACGUAUGCUGCACAUCAUCGACACGGGCUUGGGCAUGACCAAGAACGACCUCGUCAACAACCUCGGGACAAUCGCCAAGUCCGGCACCGCCGACUUUCUAUCCAAGAUGCAGGACCCUGAGAAGAGCGGCAACCAGGAGACGAACGACAUGAUCGGGCAGUUCGGAGUGGGCUUCUACUCGGCCUUCCUCGUGGCCGACCGCGUCACCGUGGUCUCUAAGCAUAACGACGACGCGCAGCACGUGUGGGAAUCCGACGCCUCCUCCUUCAGCGUGGCCGAGGACCCCCGCGGCGACACGCUCAAGCGCGGCACGCACAUCACGCUGCACCUCAAGGAGGAGGCCGCCGACUACCUCCAGCCCGACACCAUCCGCGCGCUCGUCAAGAAGUACUCGCAGUUUAUCAACUUCCCCAUCUACCUCUGGGCUUCGCGCACCGAGACCUACGAGCAACCGGCCGAAGACGAGCCCUCCUCCGACGACGACGCCGACGCGGACGCGCGCGUCGAGGACGCGGCCGACGCGGAGCCCGAGCGCGAGCCGAAGCGCGCCGAACGCACCGUGUGGGACUGGGAGCUCAUGAACGACAACAAGCCCAUCUGGACGCGCAAGCCGGCCGAGGUGCGCGACGACGAGUACACGCAGUUCUACAAGACGCUCACCAAGGACACGGCGGCGCCGCUGGCGCGCGCGCACUUCGUGGCCGAGGGCGAGGUCACCUUCCGCGCGCUGCUGUUCGUGCCGCGCGUGCAGCCGGCCGACAGCUUCAACCGCUACGGCACCAAGACCGACCACAUCAAGCUCUACGUGCGCCGCGUCUUCAUCACCGACGAGUUCAACGAGCUGAUGCCUAACUACCUCGCCUUCGUGCAGGGCAUCGUCGACUCGGACGACCUGCCGCUCAACGUGUCGCGCGAGACUCUGCAGCAGCACAAGCUUGUGAAGAUCAUCAAGAAGAAGCUCGUGCGCAAAGUGCUCGACAUGCUUAAGAAGAUCCCGGACGACGAGUACGAGCACUUCUGGAAGGAGUACUCGACCAACAUCAAGCUCGGUGUCAUCGAGGACCCCUCCAACCGCUCGCGCCUCGCCAAGCUGCUGCGCUUCCACUCCUCGCGCGGCGAAGACAUGACCUUCCUCGCCGACUACGUGGCGCGCAUGAAGCCCGCCCAGAAGCACAUCUACUACAUCGCCGGCACCGGCCGCGCCGAGGUGGAGCGCUCGCCCUUCGCGGAGCGUCUCGUGCGCCGCGGCUUCGAGGUGCUCUACCUCACGGAACCCGUCGACGAGUACUGCCUGUCCUCGCUGCCCGAGUUCGACGGCCACAAGUUCCAGAACAUCGCCAAGGAGGUGUUCGACUUAGACGACGGCGAGGCCGAGAGGGAGGCGCUGGAGGCCGCGCGGGCGCGCUUCGAGCCCCUCACCAAGUGGCUCGGGGACAAGCUCGGCGCGCACAUCACUCGCGCCGCCGUCUCCCGGCGCCUGGCGCGCUCGCCGGUUGCCCUCGUGGCGACCGCCUUCGGCUGGACCGGCAACAUGGAGCGCCUGGCCAUGUCCAACGCGCACCAGAAGGCGGACGACGCGCAGCGCAAGCACCAGCUGUCGCAGAAGAAGUCGCUCGAGAUAAACCCGCGCCACCCCGUGGUGCUGGAGCUCCUGCGCCGCGUCACCGACGACCCCGACGACGCGCUCGCGCUGGACACGGCUCGCACGCUCCUGCGCACGGCCGCCCUGCGCUCCGGCUACCUGCUGCAGGAGGGGCAGGCCAUAGAGUUCGCCGACUCCGUCGACGCCAUGCUGCAGCGCGCGCUGGGCCUGCCGCCCGACGCGCAGGCCGAGCUCGACGAGCCCGAGGAGCCCUCGGCCGACGACGAGCGACCCGAUGUCGGGCCCGAAGACGAGCACGACGAGCUGUAG